This is a messenger RNA of Caenorhabditis elegans, 1017 nucleotides long. It is a transcript of the gene lec-5, whose product is annotated as Galectin. The record is from RefSeq and is marked reviewed. Gene Ontology annotation, molecular function: carbohydrate binding. The transcript is spliced from 6 exons. The coding region runs from base 2 to 946 and encodes 314 amino acids. Lineage: Eukaryota; Metazoa; Nematoda; Chromadorea; Rhabditida; Rhabditidae.
AAUGAUAACAAGAACGAUUGUCUGCUUAUCUUUGGCAGCCUUGGUUUCAUGCCAAGGAGAUGCUUCUGAUCCAAAGGAGACAAACUAUAAGAAGUUCAUCGGAGAACAAGAAUACAAGCUCCCAUUCAAGACCCGUGUCAGUGAGCCACUUGCAGUUGGACAAACUAUUCACGCCGUUGGAACUCUUUCUGAGAAGCCAACUCGUGUGGAUUUUAACUUCCACAAAGGAUCAGCUAAAGAUGCUGAUCUUCCACUUCAUUUCUCUAUUCGUUUUAAUGAGGGACUUCUCGGCAGCGGAAAGUUGAUCUACAACACAUUCGAAAACGGAAACUGGUCUGAAGAUGAGCAGAGAAUUAGCAAUCCAUUCAAAGCCGGACAAGAAUUUGAUUUGCGUGUUCGUAUUCUUGAAGGAAAGUUCCAGGUCUUUGCUAACCGUCUUGAGGUUGGAGUCUUCACUCAACGACUUCCACUUGAUGGAAUUGAUCACGUCUCAAUCCGUGGAGAUCUAUCAAAACUUCGUCUUUUCCACUAUGGAGGAAGAAUCUUCCCUAACCCAUAUAUGGCAGUUGCUGGUCUUACCCCAGGAAAGAGACUGGAUAUUUCUGCUCUUCCAAAAGGAAAGCGUGUCAAUGUCAACUUGUACCGUGAAAACAAAGAGUAUGCACUUCAAGUUUCCAUCAGAUACAAUGAGGGAGCUGUUGUCAGAAACGCAAUGACUAGCAAUGUUUGGGGAAAAGAAGAGAGAGAAGGAAAAAUGCCACUUGAUAAGAAGCAAGUGUUCGAUAUCACCAUCAUCAACGAAGAGUACUCUUUCCAGAUCUUCCUUAACAAUGAAAGAUUCACCACAUUCUCCCACCGUGGAUCGCCAAGCGAUAUCAAGACUCUUGAAAUUGAUGGAGACGUUGAAAUCCAGACUGUCACCAUUAAUGAUGCUCCAGGAGUUUAAAUUUUUGUUUUCUGAAUAUAUUUUAAGUUUUUAUAUACUGUCCAGAUCUAAAUAAACAUUCUAAGUUUCCU